Molecule: messenger RNA, 1461 nt
Organism: Symbiodinium pilosum
Lineage: Eukaryota; Dinophyceae; Suessiales; Symbiodiniaceae
Source: the annotation of a GenBank genome assembly
AUGGAUAUCCAGUUCAGCAUCCACCAGGAACUCUGGCAGGAUGCUUGGAUUGCAGCCACAUCGGCAGUGCGGGCUCGAAAGCGCCAAACUGAUCUCAACGUGCAGCAGCGUGUGGAGCGUCUUCUCGAAGAGCACGGCCCAAAAACAAGCAAGCCACUGACGCUGCGAGUGUACGGAACCAUGAUCAAGGGCUUCUGUGUCAUAAACAAUGACCGAGCACGCUCACUGCAUGCAGACUGUGAACGUGUCGUCCUUCUCUUUGCUGAACGGCCUUAUUUGGAAGGGCUGCAGCUCCCCAAGCUGCCCGUGUCAAAGAGGCAGCGCGUGGAUGCUUUCACUCUUGAUUUGGAUUUGACAAAGGUGCAGGAGGCUGAAGCCUUUGACUGGACCCAGGCUCCUUUGGGAGACAGCCAAUUACUUUCGUUGGACGCUCUUCCAGAUCCAGGCGCUGUCCGAGCCAGUGCUCUGCCAGAAGUCUUGGCUCCGUCUCUUCUUGAAGAAAGUGGGCUGUUGGAUGAGGUCUUCCCAUCUGUGCAUGCCCCAAUUGUAACACAUGGCGCUGGGCCAGGUGCUCUCCCCUUGCAACUGCCAGAUGUGGCCACGCAUGAAGCUCCAGGGGUGUUGGAGGCUCUGCAUUUGGAGGCCCCCGUGGCACCUGGACCUGGAUCCGAGGCUGCAGAUGGAGCUUCGGUGCUUGAUCUUCAACAUGUAAGGAGGACGAAGCGCAGGCGGCUUCUGCGAACUCAACCCGCGCCCGGACACGUUUUUGGCUUCGACGUUGAGACUCAGAUGCUCGAUGCUGGGCUGGAGGCAGGCUGCUGUGUGCAAUGCAAGGAACGCAUGCAUUACAUUCGUGAUGCCAAGAUCUCGUGUGUCGGCCUUGCCGAAGCUUCUCCUACGCUUGCUUCCUUCGCUGCGGAACUUCGCUUCGAGCAAUUUCCACGUCGAAUGGGGCUGCUGUCUGCUAUCAUGGACGCACCAUCCAGCCCUCUGCGACCGCUCGAUUCGUUGCCACACCAGCUUGACGGCCCCGGACUUUCCGAAGGGGAGCAUGAGGAGUUGCCUGAGAUUCAGCCUUUGCUCGGCAACGUUGGAGAUCAACUUCGGCCUGAGAUGCUCGGUGCGGUGUUCGCAGCUCCUCCUCAAGGAGCAGCUUUUCUUGCAGCAGCAACUGAAGCUGCCGAUGCUGCGACAGAAGCCCUGCUUGAGCUUCCCGAGCAGGCGCGCAAUGAUGUGAGUGAAGGAAAUCAGGAUGUGCAAACGGCACAAGUGGGCAUGCUCAUUCGCCGAUAUCUUACAGAACAGGGCGAAUCUUUCCUGGAUGACAUGAUGCCUCCGCAGACAACAGAUCGAAGUACCGCAGCAAGAGCGUUUUCAUCGCUCCUAGCGCUGGCCACGGGAGGUGGCCUUCUUGUCCAGCAGCGAGAGGCAUACGGUCCAAUUUUUGUUUCUCUGUGCUGA